UAUACGGGUUAAGUCGAAACGAAAUUCCAUAUAAUUCGAAACUUGAUUUGAAAAAAUAAAACUGGUUUUAUAAGGUCAGAUCAAAACACACCAAGUACGAGAUGAAUAGCCAAUCCUGUUGGUUCCCCAUCUAUACUAUCCAAUUCUAGCGCUGGUAUAAAUGAAGAGUUUCCAAAUUGUGGGCAUCUUGUGUUUUAGCAGAAUUUCAUAUCCAAAUACACAAAUAUAAAACCCUAAAAAUAAAGGAACUCAUCAAAAACUCAGAAAGGAAAAUUGAAAAGUUAGAUAGAACAUAUAAUGCAAGGAACAGAUGAGCUAAGCAUAGAAGAGCUGGCUUCAAAUCUCUCUACAUAUAAGGAACAGCUGCAGCAGGACUUGCAAAAACACGACUAAUUACCUGAUUUUGGUGAAAAUCAGGUUAGACAGCUUCUGGCUGAUGAUCCUGGAAACCUUGAAUAUGUGUACAUGGGAAAGGAGCUCGCAGAGGUUAUCCUUGCUUGUGCUUAUUUUUCUUUGUUUUUAAUCUUUCAUUUUAGUUUUUGUUGUAGCUUUUUCUCCUUUUUUUAUUGUUUUCUCUUUCUUUGUCAUGUUGUAUUUACAAUGUGAUUAUUCUGUUAAGAAAUGGAACUGACCUAUUACCCAGCACCAAAAAGUGAUCAAAUAAUCAGUUUUGGUUUUUAGAGAAUUUUUUAGAUGUCAAGUUUUUCAUUAAGGUGAUGAAAAUACUAUUUCUCUUCCUUCCCUCUUUUGAAGGAAUCAAUAUGUUGCUCUAACAAGCAACAUCAAUUAACUGCUAACGGUAAUGGCUCUGCUGGAGGUUUGUUUUCAUUUCAGGGUUCAAAAGGUGAUUGCUCUGACAGAGGAACUGCUUGCAACUGCAAAGCAAAAUGAGAUUUCUGGAUCAGAUAUUGGGACUAGUGCUACUGUACUCACUGCACAAUCAAAGGAAUCAAGGAAAACAUCUGAUUAUGGGGAUAAAUUUCAUGUUGGCACAAAAGUUCAGGCUGUCUGGAGUGAAGACGGAGAGUGGUAUGAUGCAACUAUUGAGGCUAUUACUCCAAAUGGGUAUUAUGUCUCUUUUGAUGGAUGGGGAAAUAAGGAAGAGGUGGAUCCUGCCAAUGUAAGGGCAAUUGAAUACAAUGCUUUGGUGGAAGCUGAAAAGGUUGCUGAGUCUACAAAACAAGCUAUCAAAAGUAAGAUAGCUCAAGCUGCUUUUGUUGACUUUCAAUCUCGAAGCUUACCAGCAAAGCUUCGAAUAGCUGCUGAUGACCCUGAGGAUGUGAAAGCUGCCAAGCGAAAGAAGAUACAUGCUUUCAAGUCAAAGAUGCGACUUGAACAACUUGAAGUGGCACAGAAUAAGCGGCAGAAUGCUUGGCAGCAGUUUCAGACAACCAAAGGCAAGACUAAAAAGGUUGGUUUUUUCUCAGGCCGUAAGCGUGAGAGCAUCUUCAAGUCUCCGGACGACCCUCAUGGUAAGGUUGGUGUGACAGGUAGUGGAAAGGGCUUGACAGAUUUCCAGAAAAGAGAAAAGCACUUGCAUCUCAAGGGAGGAAAUGUUGAGAUAACUGAUGAGUAGGCUGGCUACCAAUUUCCUACUAGUAGCUUGUUGAGCACGUUUCGCACUUAAUUGGUAGUCUGAGCAGUUCCAUUCUGGGAGUGCUUUAAACAUGAAAAUUCCAUUGUGCUAUUCGCAAGGAUUUGUGACUUAAAAGUAGUUAAUGACACCAUAUAUUCUUUUUUUUUUUUGUUUUUUUAAAGUUGUCGGGAUCAAUGUUGCUGCAGUUUUCUUUUUUAGCCUUUCGCUUUUGGUUGUUUUCUUGUUUCUACACAAACAUUUUGUCGUUUAGGAAGGAAAUAGGAAGAUAGGGAUGGUAACGGGUAGGAUUUCAGUGCAAUUUGAAGCACCUGAAGCCGGAAUUGUUUAUCAAUAAACUUUGUUUGAUAAAAGGGAAAAAGGAAAUUGAAAGAAAAGGAAAAUAAUGUCUUUUUUAGUUUGAUUGGAGAGAAAUAAAAAGAAG
Molecule: messenger RNA, 2018 nt
Organism: Durio zibethinus
Lineage: Eukaryota; Viridiplantae; Streptophyta; Magnoliopsida; Malvales; Malvaceae
Source: RefSeq, a predicted model, not a curated record